CGAAUUUGUGUCUCUGGUGUUUUAUGAUUGUAAAUAUUUUCCUAAAUUAUAAUUUUAAUCAGUAUUUUUUAAGAAAUAGAUUCGUAAAAUAAACAUGGCUACAAGAUAAUGAUUAUAAUAUAAGUUGAGGAGCAAGCCCUGUUAUUGUUUGCUCCAACUCUCUCCUGAAGUUUCUGCUAUAUAUUUCAACUUCACCUGAAGAAUGGCGCAAGUUGGUGCAAAUAUGGAAUACCAGGAGUACAAAUGGGCCUACUCUAUUAUGGAUUCCUCCAAAGUAUCAGCAUGUCUGAUUUCUAUGUUACUUAUUGUGUAUGGAAGUUUUCGUUCUCUCAAUAUGGAGCGAGAGGCCCGGGAGAGAGCUGAGAAGGAGAGAGAAACAUCAUUGUUAGGCGGAAAACCAACAGUCACCUCAUCGCCUAAUAAUAAUGUACAGACAUUAAAUACAAUGCAGGCGCUUUGCUUCCCUCUUGGAUCGUCGGUUGCACUUCUCAUCAUGUUUUUCUUCUUUGACUCCAUGCAGACACUUGUUGCAAUAUGUACUGCAGUGAUAGCGUGCGCGGCGCUAGCGUUCCUGCUGACACCUUUAUGUCAGUACGUGGCGGGCGGCGGCGGCGGCGCCGCGGUCUGCGGCCGCUACUCCGCCCCCGAGCUAGCUGCGGCGCUGCUCGCUGCCGCCAUCGUGGCCGUAUGGGUGCUGACCGGACACUGGUUACUCAUGGACGCGAUGGGCAUGGGUUUGUGCGUGACGUUCAUUGCGCUGAUCCGGCUGCCAUCGCUGAAGGUGUCGACGCUGCUGCUGACCGGCCUGCUGCUCUACGACGUGUUCUGGGUGUUCUUCUCCUCCUACAUCUUCACCACUAACGUCAUGGUCAAAGUGGCCACCAGGCCGGCAGAAAACCCCAUGAACGUGGUGGCGCGACGGCUGCAGCUCGGCGGCGCGAUGCGCGACGCGCCCAAACUGUCGCUGCCCGCCAAACUCGUCUUCCCCUCCAUGCACCACCAGGGACACUUCUCUAUGCUCGGAUUGGGUGAUAUAGUGAUGCCGGGUCUAUUGCUGUGCUUCGUGCUCCGCUAUGACGCCUACAAAAAGGCCACACUAGUCUGCCAGAUGGGCCAAGUUCCCGGUCCACGAUCUAUGAGUUCCCGCGUGACGUACUUCCACUGCUCGCUACUGGGCUACUUCCUGGGGCUGCUGACGGCGACGGUCUCGGCGGAGGUGUUCAAGGCCGCGCAGCCCGCGCUCCUCUACCUCGUGCCCUUCACGCUGCUGCCGCUCCUCACCAUGGCCUACGUCAAGGGAGAUCUGAGAAGGAUGUGGAGUGAGCCGUUCAUAACGCCACACCCGAGCAAGUCCGCCGCUGACUUUGACGUGUAAAUACUCAUCUAGUGUCGUAUCGACCGCAUUCUUCAUGUCGGAGGUCUUGAGCUCCAGUUACACUAUUUAGUAGUCGUAUCCAAACAGGCUAAGUUUCCUCCUCGCUCGACGACUUUAAAUUGCAUUAUGAGGUAGUGGGGGAUAAAAGAAAAAAAAAACCUUAUAAAAUAUCUUUCGCCUCAAAUGUAACAUUCAGUCGUCUCCGCUCAUUCAACUAUUAGACGUGACUGCUAAAUUAGUUGUACAACUCAUAAACUCAUGUUUUUUUUAAGUUAGCUGUGUAAUCGGACUCGAGACCCUUUUGCAUCUACACCUGUGACGACCGAGGCAUGUUGCAGAUAUUUCUCGGCUUAGAAAUAUAAAUCAGCCUUAUUUUAUUUAAUAUUAUUUAUAGAUUUUAAAGAAUUGACACGAUUUUAAUAAGUUUUAGUCGUUUGUGCCCUAGGCAAUCUUAGGAUUAAUUCGUGUAACACCAUCAGCCGCACACAUUUUUGUCUAAUCAGAGAAAGUGAAAAAACUAUUGUUAGUUACACUUAUAAAUAACUUUUUAUUUUACUUUUUUUUUUUAAUCUCAACAAAGAAUUUAUACUAAAAUGUGACACAUUAUUAUAAAAUAAAUUCUGACGUGGCAUCCUAUUCCUAACAGUCCCCGUUACAAGAUCCUACAAAUUCCCUCACAUUCAAUUGUGUGUAUUCAUUCUCCUUUAUGCACUAAAAUAGAAUAAUCAGUAUAUCGAUAGACCAUAGACGAUACAUAGAUAAAUAAGGAUUACAUUAGGGUACAGUUGGUUUAUUAUGGUUAUUAUUAUGUAAUUAUUUGAUUUAUAGAACCUGUGAUGUCAAUAUAUUGUGCAAUACUUGUACACAAUCAUUACAGCCUACAGAAAAAUUCGCAAAAUAACCCGAAAAUCCUUCCUUCUUUAUUAUAUAUAUUUCUUAAUUUACAAAAACUUGUGAAGAAAAAUUAUUUCAAUUACAACAAUUAAACAUAUUCUCCGCCUAUAUUUUUUCGCUGUUUAAUAGCUUUUUAUUUUUAUAUUAAUUUAUCCUACUUAAUUAGUCAUUGUAUUUGGAUGUUGGUAAUAAAUUAUGUCAAUGCAGAACAAACCAGUGAAACGAAAUAACUAAAUGUAUUUUCAUCACAAAAUAAUUUUAAUGCUAUAUCUGCAAAUUGCAAUCUCAUACUAGAUAUCUCCUAGAUUCUAGAACAAAAAAAUACCUUUUCGGAGUUGAAUGAAAAUCUACGAAAAAAAUAUAAUGUAUCAAAUAGUUGGCUACCAGAUCUUUGCAAUUUUUAUAUUGCACU
Aricia agestis (brown argus) is the source of this 2681-nucleotide messenger RNA. RefSeq names its product signal peptide peptidase-like 3 (gene SppL). Gene Ontology annotation, biological process: membrane protein proteolysis. The transcript is spliced from 10 exons. Lineage: Eukaryota; Metazoa; Arthropoda; Insecta; Lepidoptera; Lycaenidae. Gene Ontology annotation, molecular function: aspartic endopeptidase activity, intramembrane cleaving. Gene Ontology annotation, cellular component: lumenal side of endoplasmic reticulum membrane; cytoplasmic side of endoplasmic reticulum membrane; Golgi-associated vesicle membrane. The record is from RefSeq and is a predicted model, not a curated record. Bases 203 to 1375 code for a protein of 390 amino acids.